Pimephales promelas (fathead minnow) is the source of this 6482-nucleotide messenger RNA. RefSeq names its product ubiquitin specific peptidase 54a (gene usp54a). Lineage: Eukaryota; Metazoa; Chordata; Actinopteri; Cypriniformes; Leuciscidae. Gene Ontology annotation, biological process: protein deubiquitination. The record is from RefSeq and is a predicted model, not a curated record. Gene Ontology annotation, molecular function: cysteine-type deubiquitinase activity.
GCAUUAUCACAGAGCUCAAUGAACGCGCACGGUGAUUUAUGUGCUGAGGAGAAUCCGGAGCUCGAGAGGAUACCGGUAAUUUAAACUAACGGUCCCGUUGUCAAGUGAGUAACAAACCGGGGGGUUUCCACUCACAACUUUGUAUGGACGUACGCACAUUUGAAAAAAAGAUAUACAGUGUUGUGAAGAUUCACGCCUUGUGACCUGUUUACAAGUAGGACAAGACUCUUGCCGUCAGUCUGCACACUUGCUUCUGUUUAAGGGUGUAGCACAGUAGUGAAGAUCCUCACACCUCCAAUCCAAAAGUAUAGUAGUGUGAAAUUCCACAACCAAGUCCAGAGAGCAGUUAAUAAGGCCAAGAGGCAGCACUUGCUUUUUUUUCUGAUGCAAGAGGACAACAAGAAACCAACACCCUUGGAUGAACUUUUCCCCAGUACAAAUGUAUAUAUUUUAUGAUUGCAAAAACAGUGACCAUUGAACUUUUUUAAGAAAUAUUUGCAUCUUUUGGAUACAACACUAAUGCAUUUCCCCUCAGCUUUGGAAAGAUGAACAUAAAAUUAAGCGGAGGGACGAUUUAGAGUUUGCGUAGAUUUUCUUCACCAUGUCAUGGAAAAGAAACUAUUUUGCAUCUGGCAGCAGUGGGUUACAGGGCAUAUUCACCCCACGAACCAUGACAUCAAUCGCCCCCAGCAAAGGACUCAUCAACGAGCCGGGACAGAACAGCUGCUUCCUGAACAGCGCUCUACAGGUUCUCUGGCAUCUGGAUAUCUUUCGGCGAAGUUUCCGGCAGCUCACCACACACAAGUGCAUGGAAGACUCGUGCAUCUUCUGCGCUCUGAAGAGCAUCUUUGCGCAGUUCCAGUUCAGCAGUGAGAAGGUGCUGCCCUCUGAUGCUCUCCGCUGCGCUCUGGCCAAAACCUUCCAGGAUGAGCAGCGAUUCCAGCUGGGCAUUAUGGAUGACGCUGCUGAGUGUUUCGAGAAUAUCCUCAUGAGGAUCCACUUUCACAUCUCUGAUGAGACCAAGGAGGACAUCUGCACCGCCAAACACUGCAUCCCUCACCAGAAGUUUGCCAUGACACUCUUUGAGCAGUGUGUGUGCAGCAACUGUGGUGCCUCCUCAGACCCCUUACCCUUCAUUCAGAUGGUCCACUAUAUCUCCACCACCUCUUUGUGUAACCAAGCAGUGCGAAUGCUGGAAUGCAGAGAGAAGCCCACCCCAGACAUGUUUGGAGAGCUGCUGAGGAACGCCAGCACCGUGGGAGACCUGCGCAACUGCCCGGGCAACUGUGGAGAGAAGCUCCGCAUCCGGCGUGUCCUGAUGAACUCUCCAGAGAUCAUCACCAUUGGCCUGGUGUGGGACUCGGACCACUCUGACCUGGCAGAAGACGUCAUUCAUAGCUUGGGCACCGUCCUGCGGCUCGGAGAUCUGUUCUACCGAGUGACGGAGGACAAGGCCAAACAGGCGGAGCUCUACCUUGUGGGCGUGGUCUGUUACUACGGCAAACACUACUCCACUUUCUUCUUCCAAACCAAAAUCCGCAAGUGGAUUUACUUCGAUGAUGCUCAUGUGAAAGAGAUUGGGCCCAAGUGGAAGGAUGUGGUGUCCCGCUGUAUAAAGGGGCAUUACCAGCCACUGCUGCUGCUCUAUGCUGACCCCAGGGGGACGCCAGUGUCAGCUCAGGAUUUGGCCUCACGCCUAGACCUACAUCACUACAAUAAAGCAUAUUAUGACAGUGAGGAUUCAGGGCGUGAGCCAUCAAUUUCCAGCGAUACACGGACAGACUCCUCCACAGACAGCUACAGCUAUAAGCAUUCACUCUCCCACUCCCAUCAUGAGUCUAUGGCUUCCCACUUCUCCUCUGACUCCCAAGGAACCGUCAUCUGUAACCCUGACAAUGACUCUGCCUCCCACAGCAGCCUGGAAACCACAGGUCCUUUAACCGACGGCGAUCCAGUGCAACGCCACACUCUCAGAAAAGACGUGGUCUUGGACAGAAAGGGAGGAGUUUUGGACAGGAAAAGAAGUGCCAGCAGGCCACGAAAACUUGAGGUCCGGGGUGAUUCAAGAAGUCGUUGUUCUAAGACUGAUGAGGUGUUGUCUGCUGGCUACCACAGUGAAGGUGAGACUUUAAAAGAGCAGCAGGUACCCCGUUCCCUACCUAAACCCAGCUCCAGCCGACUUAGAGACUUUAAGGAGACCAUGAGCAACAUUAUCCAUAACCGGCCUCUUUCUGCAUCGUCCUCGGGCUCAGUUUGCCCACCUGACUCCACCACUAAGGCUCGAGACUGGGAAGCCGACAGCACCAGCAGUGAGUCCAAGUCCAGCUCCUCUGGAGGGCGAUACCGUCCGCCCUGGAAGCCUCGUCGUGAGGCCCUCAACAUUGAUAGCAUCUUUAGCAGGGAGCGGCGCAAACAGGCCGGGUACAGUCCACUAGGAGCUCUGUUGCCUGAAGACACAGGGCCUCUGGGGGACUUGGCGACAUCCAUGGAGCAGACCACCUUUCGAGAUCUGCCAGGACUCCUGAGACGAGGAUCAGAGCAGCCCCCACGGCUUAUCCAGAGGAUGGAGAGCGGAUAUGAGAGCAGUGAGAGGAACAGUAACAGCCCUGUCAGUCUAGACAUGCCUGUUAAUGAGGGCACCAGUAAUGGCAUGCACAGCUUACGAGAGGGAGGAAAUAAAAACCCUCCACCUGAAGUCAGCCCACCAUGGAAAACUGUACCUGUCGCAAAAUCCAAGAGCAGCAGUGCCCUACUGCAGGAUGUCAAAGCGUCAGUCAAGGGCAGCAGUCACAUGAGUUUAGCAGGAGAGGGCCGCAGUGAACUGGAUGAGCUGCAGGAGGAAGUGGCUCGCCGGGCCAAGGAGCAAGAAUUACAGAGGCGAAAGGAAAAGGAGAAAGAGGCGGCCCUGGGCUUCAAUCCCAGACCCAGCAAGUUCAUGGAUUUGGACGAGCUCCAAAACCAAGGGAAAGGGGAAGGCAUUGAAAGGUGUGUGUUGGAGGCAGAGUCUCUGUUAGACCAAUCUCUAAGGUUGGAACAGGCAGGAGAGGUGGCCACCGCUCUGUCUGUGGUUAACGAAGCAAUGUCUAAACUCAGGCAUACCUUGCAUGAGAGCAGCGCUAACGCUCAGGGCAGGAUGCAAAAGUGCAUGAGGAGAGCACGAGGUCUGCAGCAGCGCAUGCAGCAGAAGCAACAGGAGGAAGAAAAGGAACAGAAACAGCCCCUCAGUGAACAGUCUGUCCCGGUCCAAAUACUUCUGACUAAUGUUAAAGAAGAGGAUGAGAAGGCAGUUUCAGAAGAUGCAUUAAGACCACCAUCACCUCUCCACAUGAAACCUCAGUCUAUAAAUAAACCUAUUUCUGAAGCCCUUGACCCUGCUGUCUCCUCCUACCAUACAGACACACUUUCUCAGCAGCAGGGCUGCGCAGGGGACAACUCCAGUCCUCUUGCUGUUACAGAGAAUGAGAAUGUGCCACACUCACACACGUGGGGCCCCAGAAACCCCGUCACCAUCGAAAACUCUCUUGUACAAACUGCUAAAAAACGCAGUUCUGCCACUGUGCCUGUUAAUGGCUGCGAGGCUCCUCUCCAGUCCUCGAUUCCACUCAAUACGCCCUCUGGUCCGACUAAUUUCAGUGCUCGUCACACACCUUCCAUCUCUGAUCGCUCAAGCUCUGGGGAAGGACUUCAAAUCCCACCUCGACCUCAGUCUCUCCAUGGCCUAACCCAAGCACCCCACAGCCGCGCUUCUGAUGCCUGUCAAAAAUCACUCCCGGCACCCUCACGCAAUUGGUCCUGUCGCAGUCUGGGACGUCCCGAUCGCAGUCCUACCGUGAUGGACUCCUCCCUGUACUCUCCAGCAGACUUCCGCCCCCCCUCAUCCCCCUGUCCUCCAACCCUUUCAUCACCAGCACUGGAGCAGCAUCCAGCCGGCCCUAUGCCUGUGGAGAGGUGGGCAGAGAAUGUCAAUCGAUACUACAAUUCCCAGAAUUGUGUGCGGUCGGGACGUGGCUCACCCUGUGAGGAGCUGUCUGAGCUGGACUCACUUUAUCAGGCCAGCUUGAAGGCUCCCAGCAUGCCCCGAGCCCCAUUGGGACCCAGCCCUCAGCUUGCCAGCAGAUCAGGACCCGCUGCUUCUCGUAAGCACAACUCUGGAUUCUCUGCCACACUUGGCCGUUCUAAAACCCCCACAGCAGAGAUCGAGAGGAGUGCCUACAGGACGCCAGCAUACAGCACUAAACCACUUCAGAAGCCUGUGUCUGCUGUUAACCAUGAUGCACCACUGGGUGAGGAUGAAUCAUACAGUGCAGAGAACCUACGACGAAUUGCUCGGAGUCUCAGUGGAACUGUCAUUGGAGGGCGGACUGACGUACCCCCGUCCAGAAGCUUUGACCCCCAUGUCUCCAGGAUGUCGAAGCAUGUGAACGUACAACCCCCCACACGUCGCUCCACCACCUCCCUGCAUGUUUUACCCCCUCCUUCCCACAAUCCUCCUGCGUUCCCUCACGAACCGCAGCCCCAAUACCUUCACCCAAGCCACCGCCACCAUCCCGCCCCUCCAUCACACCUGCACCAGCAGACACUGAGACCUUCUCAUGGACAAACAGGAGAUUGCCAAAAGGCCAACAAGUUUCUGGCUGUGCUUGACCGGGGUGAAGUGUUCUCCUUUGAAAACUACCACAACGUUGCACUGAACUACGCCACCCUUCCACGGGCCCUCCGUAGGACAAUUUCAUCCGAGCCCCCGGUGCACCAAGCGAGGUCGGGACCCUCAGUGGGUCCGGGGCCCCGGAACUACCCAGACGCAGCCUACGCUACGCUGUCCCACCCUCACCGCACUACAGCAUCUAGUAGGACGAUGGAUGGUUUUUACAGACAUCCGAAACAAAACCCAUUCUCGCAUCACUCCAGCCAUCAUCACCCGCACCAGGAGCCACCAGCCCAACCCCUCCGCCUCGAUGUGCCCCCUGAGAGGGACUGGAGGGCUGGUAGGGACACUCAUGUCUUCCCCAGGACAGAACCGCGUGGUGGAAUGCCCCGUGCUGCGGCGUUUCAACGCUGGAUGGAGGACGUCACUCCCUGCACUGUUACCUACAGUAAAUGUUUCCACUGCUAAUUCACUUCCCGAGUUAAGUUCACUUUAAUUGGCCACAAUCUCCGCAUAAAGCUGUGCAGAACAGAGCACUUAACUGACGCAAACACACAAAACGACAAGACUUUGCCUGCUGAUAUACAGUGUCUGCUUCGUAUAUGCACAAAUACGCUUUAGUUUUUAAUUAGCUUUUCGAGCUAACCUUAGUUCUGUGAUUGUAAUUUAACGAUGUUAACUCAAGUUUAGUGCACUUCAGAAGUGUUAAGUUAGAAGCGUUCCUCUGUUGUAACUUCUCCAAUUUUUAUUGGAAAACAAUGGUUGUGUAACUACUUCGUUUAGAGGGCUGUAACGUCAUUGUGUAAGUAAUCGGAGGUAGAUCUGAUUCCUCCAGUGUACCAACAGUCAACUUUCAAAAACCUCUUUGGCAUUUGUGACGAUAUUUUUGUGUACAGUAUUGUUCCGCCCGACAGUAGCACCAACACCUGUGAUCUCUCUUUUUUUUUUUUUUACUUCUUGUAGUAGCAGCAGUUUAACUUUGAUUUAUACAGUAUAUCUUACAUUAACUGUUAAGUGCAAAACUAUUUCAUGGUUGUUUUAAGACGUGAGAUAUUGAAAACAGAAGGACAGAACUGUCUGCAGUGCCUUGGUUUGUGAAAGGCAACGGAACUGGGUGCCAGUGUCCAUUUUAUAGAUUUAUAGCCUUAUAAUAAUGCUUAUUAUAAAAGUGAUAAAUUCAAGAAUUGCAGUUCACAAAACAAGAUAAUUUCACUUUUCCCCCCACUGGAAAUUAAUGACUUUUUACAUUGGUUUCAUUUAAUUUCUUGGACGACGCUGAGGUAAAACUUGUGGCCUGAGAUGUUUAGUUGUAGUCUUACACAUUGAAAGUGUUUCAGCUAUUAGCCAAGUUUGAUGGUGCAAUGUGCCAUUUCAUGGAAAUCAAAGUAUUACCUGCUCAUCUUGAAACAGGGCCAAACAUUAUUUUUUUCAUAAAUUGUAGAGCAUGUCAAAUACCUCAACCAAUCACAUGCUCUCUUAGUUUUAUUUCUCUAGAACAGUUUUGCAUGUAAAUCAGGACCUAAUGAUGAAUCGGAGUGCCUCUGCAUUGAAUUCUCACUUCUUUUUUGUUGCUUGGCCAAUAUGCAGUGCAACACUGCCCUGGCAUGAUGAUUACUGACAGAACAUGGAUCUGUGAUUAAUUUACCCUUUUCUUCUUUAAUUAAUAUCCAAACAGAUAUGGCAAAAAAGCAAGGCUGUAUAUAUAAGUGUGUACAGAUAUUCAGUCUUUGAUGAAGUACGGAGGGAUUCAGAUUUGAUGUAAAUGCUGUGCUAGAAAUAAAACUUGUAUUUUUGCAAUAAAGUUAUAUUAAGCUCCAUUCAGGAGCAGAACGCUGUA